AUGAAAGGAGUCUGGACAAAGAUUAGUUUUGUGAUUGUGGGUUUCCCGCAGGACGCAGAUGACCCGGACCCCUUAUCAUUUCCCAAGCAGUUCGCCGGCCCCCCCUUUUCGGCGAAGAUGGCUCAUUUACGCGAUAAUUAUCUUAAGAGUGUUGCCAGUGGAGAGAUUGUCCUGCCUGAGUACACAACAAUGCUGGGGUCUGUUGUUCUACACUAUAAGGAGGUCUUCUGCCGGGUAAAGGACUGCUAUAAGGCAAAGAUAGGUUAUUCCACAAUUGGUUGGCAAGCGGCUACUAAUCAGUUGCCAAUUGAUUAG
Messenger RNA from Coccidioides immitis RS, 315 nucleotides. RefSeq lists its product as uncharacterized. Bases 1 to 315 code for a protein of 104 amino acids. The transcript has 4 exons. The record is from RefSeq and is a predicted model, not a curated record. NCBI's taxonomy places the organism in Eukaryota, Fungi, Ascomycota, Eurotiomycetes, Onygenales, Onygenaceae.